This is a messenger RNA of Acanthamoeba castellanii str. Neff, 501 nucleotides long. RefSeq lists its product as uncharacterized. The annotation marks the transcript as partial. The record is from RefSeq and is a predicted model, not a curated record. Lineage: Eukaryota; Discosea; Longamoebia; Acanthamoebidae. The transcript is spliced from 5 exons.
AUGUCUCCUCCUCUCCAUCUUCGCCGGGAAACUUGGCGGGCGCUGCCACGUCGGCAUCAAUGUCAUCUACUUCAGCACCUUCAACACCGAUUUGCUGCUCGUAGACGAGGCGAAGCUGGACAGGGCGCUCACUCUGCUCAAGAAGACGCUGGCCGACUUCAAUUCGGGGGCCAAGCAGAAGCCCACUCCGCCCACCCGCGGCGAAAGCGGUCGACACCCGGUGUCCCCGCCCGGAUCGUCAGUCUCCAAACAGAUGCUCCUCUCGCCUCUCCCCAAGAAUCUCUCCCUCGCCUGCAUGGCCACCAGCAGCAUUGCCAGCUGCACACACCAGCUCCUGAAGGCUUUCUUAAGCAAAACGCCAUUCUUCUCCUUCACCGUUUCCGGCGACGAGCUGUCUCUCAUUCUGGACGACGAGCUCAUGGCCGACUUCCCGGAAGACGUGCUCGCCGUCCACUCCUCUCAGUGGAAGUCGGUACAAGUCGAUUUCGGCUCUCUUGGCUU